Lachnellula hyalina is the source of this 681-nucleotide messenger RNA. It is a transcript of the gene csr-1, whose product is annotated as Peptidyl-prolyl cis-trans isomerase, mitochondrial. Gene Ontology annotation, biological process: protein peptidyl-prolyl isomerization; protein folding. The record is from RefSeq and is a predicted model, not a curated record. Gene Ontology annotation, molecular function: peptidyl-prolyl cis-trans isomerase activity. NCBI's taxonomy places the organism in Eukaryota, Fungi, Ascomycota, Leotiomycetes, Helotiales, Lachnaceae. Bases 1 to 681 code for a protein of 226 amino acids. The transcript has 5 exons.
AUGACCAUCCAAACCUUCUUCGAUGUUACCUGGGAGGGCCCAGUUCUUGACAGCAACGGACGUCCCACCACACAGGUCAAAGGUGAGUACCAUCUGCUCGUCAUCUCCUUGUCUUCAAUGAUUGAGCAUCAUACAUCCGUCAUUAUCAUCAAAAUGAUUCGCUUCGCCAUUGUAAUGACUGUCGACGAAACUCUCCAGCUUCAUCUCGAUGGCUGGAAACAAAAUGGCCGUAUCAACUUCAACCUCUACGAUGAUGUAGUCCCAAAGACCGCUGAGAACUUCCGUGCUCUCUGCACUGGCGAGAAGGGUUUCGGCUACGCCAACUCCUCAUUCCACCGCAUCAUUCCUCAGUUCAUGCUCCAGGGUGGUGACUUCACCCGUGGCAACGGCACCGGUGGCAAGUCCAUCUACGGUGAGAAGUUCGCCGAUGAGAACUUCAAGAAGCUCCACACCAAGCCUGGUCUUCUCUCCAUGGCCAACGCUGGUCCCAACACCAACGGCUCCCAAUUCUUCGUCACCACCGUUGUCACCAGCUGGCUCGAUGGCAAGCACGUCGUCUUCGGCGAGGUUGCUGACGAGGCUUCAUUGAACGUUGUCAAGGCCCUUGAGGCAACCGGCAGCGGCAGUGGCAAGGUCCAGUACAAUAAGAAGCCCACCAUUGUCGGGUCUGGUCAGUUGUAA